This is a messenger RNA of Micropterus salmoides (largemouth bass), 6028 nucleotides long. RefSeq names its product zinc finger protein GLI2-like. Gene Ontology annotation, biological process: smoothened signaling pathway; regulation of transcription by RNA polymerase II. Lineage: Eukaryota; Metazoa; Chordata; Actinopteri; Centrarchiformes; Centrarchidae. Gene Ontology annotation, cellular component: nucleus. The coding region runs from base 789 to 5213 and encodes 1474 amino acids. The record is from RefSeq and is a predicted model, not a curated record. Gene Ontology annotation, molecular function: DNA-binding transcription factor activity, RNA polymerase II-specific; RNA polymerase II cis-regulatory region sequence-specific DNA binding. The transcript has 14 exons.
AUAACCGGUGGAGCCUGGACAUCUUUAUUUUAUAUAUAUGUUUAAUAAAUACUCUUUAAAACUGCCUCAGUCACAGCCAACAUGCUCAAUCUUUAAAUUAUUGACUGGGGUUUUGUUUAAAUAUAAUUCUCCUGUCUCGAUAGUUUUAAAGACGACGUUGUUUUAAUUGUGACAUCUUUAAUGCAUCAGCAGCGGUUUCUCCGGUCUGUCCUAUCUGAACCCGGAGGGGGAGGCAGAGGGGGGAGUCAGAGGAGAGGGAAGGAGGGAAAGAAGUUAAGUGUGGAAGUGCAGAGAGGGUGGGCGCGGUGAAAAACUGCGCAUCCUGGACUCCGCAAAGCCCCGCAGCAUCCCGGUGAAACAGCCGCCGGUGAAGAAGGUUCCUCUCUCCUAAAAGUCACUUCGGUGUCUGUUUCGCGGUGUUUUCUAACUUUGCUUGUGCGGGAUGGACCCGUGAUGCGGAGCCACGCAGAGCAGUGAACUUUCCCCGUCUACGUUCCUCAUCCACGCGCAGGGCGCAGACUCUUUCUGGGCAGGACUUACUUUCCCCCAAAAUACGCGCUCCGCUCCGCCGCGCGCCCUCCUGUAGAUGGGAUUUCAUGUUUUUUGAAGGGGAUUUCUGCAUGAUGGUUUUAUUUCUUCCUCGCUGAGAGAAAAAAAAAAAGUUUAAUUUCAACAAACGUGAAGAAGGAAAAAAAAAAAAAAAAACCCCGAGGCUGAGGAGUCGAGAGGAGAUCCGAGCGGACAAAACUCGCCGGGACGAGAAGAGGGGACGCUUGGAGACGUCGGCAAUGGAGACAUCCACAUCGAGAGCCACCGACAAAAAAGACAAAAUGGACGGGAACGGAUUCUCCGACCUCCCAAAGAAACCCUCGCCGUCAGAUAUGAGAGCCCCCCACCACAUCUUCCCCACCUUCCACACACCAAUCCCGAUUGACAUGCGCCAUCACGAGGGGCGAUACCACUACGAGCCUCACGUGCUGCACGCCAUGCACGGCCCCGCAGGUUUGGCCGGCAGCCCCGUCAUCUCCGAUAUCUCCCUGAUACGCCUUUCACCCGCCGCAGUGGCAACCGGUGACUCUCCCUUCAGCCCGCCUCACCCCUACGUCAACCCUCACAUGGAGCACUACCUGCGCUCUGUGCACGGCAGCCCAACGCUGUCCAUGAUCUCGGCAGCCAGAGGACUCAGCCCGGCUGACUUGGCCCACGAGCAUUUAAAAGAACGCGGGCUGUUCGGGCUUCCUCCCCCUCCAGGGGCGAGCCCGGCCGAGUAUUACCACCUGAUGGCCAGCCACCGGAGCCCCUAUGGCGAGCUACUCAUGCAGGGGGCCGGGGCCACUGCUGGGACUCACCUGUCCGACUACAUCGCCCCCAUUGAUGUGUCGCGGUUCCCCAGCCCCAGACUGACGCCCAGGCUGAGCAGGAAGAGGGCUCUGUCCAUCUCGCCGCUGUCGGACGCCAGCAUCGACCUGCAGACGAUGAUCCGCACCUCGCCCAACUCGCUGGUCGCCUACAUCAACAACUCGCGCUCCAGCUCGGCUGCCAGCAGCUCCUACGGACACCUGUCGGUCGGAGGGCUCAGCCCGUCCUUCCCCUUCCCUCAUCCCAUCAACCCCAUGGCCUACCAGCAGCUCCUGUCCCAGCAGCGGGGGCUCAGCGCCUUCGGCCACACUCCGCCUCUCAUCCAACCUCCGCCCACCUUCUCCAGUCGCCAGCCGGGCCUGGGCCUCUCCUCCCUGCCCGCCUCCGCCCACAACAGCGACCUGCCGUCCAAGAACCUCAGUGGAGACUCAGCAGUCAGCAGCACAGUUGACCCCAUGAUCACCAAAAGGUCAAAGGUCAAGACUGAAGCAGAGGGGUUGAGGCCGCUGUCUCCUUGUUCACCGGGUCUUUUGAUCUGGGCUUCACAGAACCAUCACGGCAGCUUGUCGGACCUGAAGGACGACGUGGAUCGGGACGAAUGUAAGCAGGAGCCCGAGGCCGUUUACGAGACCAACUGCCACUGGGAGGGCUGCAGCAAGGAGUACGACACACAAGACCAGCUGGUCCAUCACAUCAAUAAUGACCACAUCCACGGAGAGAAGAAGGAGUUUGUGUGCCGCUGGGAGGACUGUUCGCGGGAGCAGAAGCCCUUCAAAGCUCAGUACAUGCUGGUGGUUCACAUGCGCCGACACACAGGGGAGAAACCACACAAGUGCACGUUCGAGGGCUGCUCUAAGGCCUACUCCCGUCUGGAGAAUCUCAAAACUCAUCUGCGCUCGCACACCGGCGAGAAACCGUACGUCUGCGAGCACGAAGGAUGCAACAAGGCCUUCUCCAACGCCUCGGACCGAGCCAAACACCAGAACCGGACACACUCCAACGAGAAACCCUAUGUAUGUAAGAUCCCCGGCUGUACCAAGCGCUACACAGAUCCCAGCUCUCUCAGGAAGCAUGUAAAGACAGUCCACGGCCCGGAUGCCCACGUCACCAAGAAACAGCGCAGCGACCUGCCACCGAGGCCCCCGGGGCCCAGGGAGAACGGCGAGAACGAGACGGGUAACGGAGAGAGAAUCCAGAGGGAGGACAAGAUAUCAGACAGCAGCUCCCCCAGAGGCAUAGAGGACUACCUGCACGUCAAAUCCAUCAAGACUGAAAGCUCUGUGAUGUAUCAGUCCAGCCCUGGCGGUCAGUCAUCAUGUAGCAGCGAGCCAUCACCACUUGGCAGUGCCACCAACAAUGACAGUGGAGUAGAAAUGGCGGCGCACAGCGGGGGAAGCCUGGGGGACCUCACCACCCUGGACGACCUGCCCUUUGUGGAGUCCUUGGGCUGUGAAGAUUCCACCGGCGGGGUCGCGGUGGCCGGUCUCUACUUCCGAAAGCAGCUCGGCACCAGCCAGCGCCUGGAGCAUCUGAAGAAGGAGAAGCUGAAGACAGUGAGGGACUCGUGUCGGUGGGCAAGCAACCCAACACCCCUGGUCACCGGCACCAAGCUCCCACCCAUACCAGCAAGCGGGUCCCUCCUGGAGAGUCCAAGUAUGGGUGGUUGUCCGGAGUCCUUCCCUGGUUCCGGCUUGGGUGAUCUGAGUUCUGGUAAAAUGACUCUGUUGGACCUUUCAGAGCGCCGUGACAGCACCACCAGUACCCUGAGCUCAGUUUACACCCUCAGCCGCCGCUCCUCAGGCAUCUCCCCUUGCUACUCUAGUCGGCGCUCAAGCCAGGCCUCGCAGUUUGGAGUCAACCGCCCCAGCAACCUUAGCUCUGCCGACUCUUACGACCCCAUCUCUGCCGACAUCUCACGGCGCUCCAGUGAGGCCAGCCAGUGUGGGGGAAGCAGUGGAGGAUUAGGAGGGUGUGGCAGAGGGUGCUUACCCAGCCCUCUCAGCCUGACCCCAGCCCAGCACUACCACCUCAAGGCGAAAUACGCUGCUGCCACCGGAGGUGCACCACCUACGCCUCUUCCAUACAUGGACCGAAUGUGUCUGAAGACCCACACAGCCCUGUAUGGGGACUCCCAGGAAUCCUCCACCACCAACAAAGGCCUGCUCUCCAGGCAGUACAGCAGCUACACCACGCGGAGCAUGAUGCCCCAUGAGGUCCCGUCUAACAUCCCCCGCCGAGCCAGUGACCCUGUGAGACGCGUGGCCACAGAUUAUGUCAGCCAGCCACAAAUGCAACGCUACAAUAGCAUGGGCGUACUGAGCGGAGGGGUGACCAUGCAGCCCCAUCCGCCUCCAGCAGCGGAUCGCCAGCUUUUAUCCCAGCAAGGGGGCCUGGAUGGCAGUCUCCACCGCUACCCUUACAGCCUGCGACAGCCCAGCAUUUCGGAGAACGUCACCAUGGAGAUGAUAACACGUGACAUCCCUGAGGAAGACCUGAUGCUGUCUGACCUCGGCACUGAGAACCAAGACACAGCCAACAGAGUGUCAAGUAAUCAGCAAGAUUUCCAAGGAAACCCUGACUUCCAGCAGCAGUCGUACUAUCAGAGAAGGAUGGCCGUCAUGAAUACCAACAUGAACCAGCCCAAUCAGGUUUUAGCCACCGCCAACAUGAGUCCAGGGCAGCAACGACAGAUGUGUCCAUCUUCACCGCGGGAAAGUAAGGCCAAAUCACUUGCUCAGUGGAACAAAGUUUCUUCGAGACCUUUGGAUGCCGGCCAGCACUUCUCCAAACCACAGGUCCGAGGGAACCUGGCUGUCCUCCAGCAAAACCAGAACUUUGGAUCAUUUCACAACAAUCUCAGCUCCAACCAACAGAUGAUUCAAAACUUCAUUAAGACAACGCAGCAGAGAUGCAAACAGCUGAACACUGAACCAGGAGCAAACUGCUUCCAGCAGCAGAGAUUCCAGCAGUCGUCAAAUCUCACUGGAGCAAUUAGCUCUCAGUACAGGUUUAACAAAGGCAUCAGUCCUUAUGAUAAGAAUGGUAACACCACGUAUCCACCAUGUAAUAACACAACAGCAGUCAAUGGGAGCAUGCUAAGCCCCACAUGCAAACAGGAGCCAGUUGACUUAGACACUGUUGACAUGCUCUUUGCUGAUGCUGGAUUUCAGCCUGUGGAGGUUAAAAUUGAGGACUGUGAUGGAUCAAUCAUGAUUUCAGAUCAGCAGAACUGUAACAUGACCUCCCAGAAUCCCUUGCAAACUGGGAAUCCGAGCCAUCUCCAGCCAAGGCCACCGACAGAACCUAAAUCUAUAAAAAGGCACCUUCCCGGGCCAAAGGUGAUGCAGCAAACAAGGCACCCAAGUAAUGCUAACCAGGAUGAUGCUUCCAAAUUACCCAGCAGUGGAGUUCUAGGACUUAACUGCAGUAGCAACUCUGAUGACCAUGCCAUGUACUACACGGGGCAGAUUCAAGUAUUUGAGCCUAACGGGAACUUGGGCCAUCAUGUUUCUCCUGUGGUGAAUGUACCUCCUUUUGAAAAUGAUGCAGUGUCUUCCAGUUCAGGAAACAACCAGGCGUCAAGAACUGUAGACUGUAAUGCAGCACUGGAGCAGGCGCAGAUAGACUUUGAUAGCAUGCUGGACGAUGGGGAUCACUCCAGCCUCAUGUCAGGAACCUUGAGUCCAGGUCUGCUCCAGAGCUUGUCCCAGAGUUCAUCUCGCCUAACGACGCCCAGAAACUCGGUCACGUUGCCCUCUGUGCCGAUAGCAACGGGCAACAUGGCCAUUGGGGACAUGAGCUCGUUGCUGACUGCUCUGGCGGAAGAGAACAAGUUCCUCAACUUGAUGUCUUAACCACAUGUCGUAGUAAACUGUUUCCCCCGACAGAAACGUUUUUGCAGAAUCUUUGGACACCUGAUGCACAAUAAACAUUCAACCAACUUAAAAACUGACGUGAUUGUGUGCCAAAAAGCUUCUGCAGUGUGUGACUCAUUUUCUUGUACAGUCUCAUUUGUUAAUUAUUUAAAAUGGCAAUUUUCUAUCUUUUUGAAAAGCCGUAUUUCUGUUUUUUCGCCUUAGCUAGUAAAUAUGAUGUAAACAACAGAGUUAUUUCAGUUGUUGUACAGGACUGCAUUGAGAUCAGUUUACUAAGUGCCUGGCUCAGCCAAAACAUGUGCACAACAUGCAUAUGUUUACAUUUAAAAAGGUGCAAAUGCAACCAGGUAAUUAUCUGAUACCUACAUACUUGGAAUGUACCAUCACCACCAACUUGUUUUACACUGUAAUUUACUUGAGCUGAACUUUAUUCUAUAUCAAGUUGCUCAUUUCUGCUUGAGGAGCAAACUGAUUAUAACCUUUUCUCCCCCUCCGUCAUCACAACAUUUCAAGUUUACAGUCACUGUCCUUGGUGAGCCAUUAUUUGAUUGCUGCAUUACUGUUGAGAUUAACUUCGACAUCUCAAUGUCAGGCAUCAGAGACUUGAUUUGUGCCGGAAUUAUCAACCCAUGCAUAAAUUGGUUGUGCUCUUGCAGCGAGACGAGCAUAAGACAUCGGAAGAGAGAAUCAGACUUUUUUCUUUCGUACAUUGUUGUACCAGUUUGUUGUGCUGGCUAAAUGUAAAUAUCAUUUGUACAUUUUUAAGAAAUACAAUAUUGACAUUGAUUUUUUUA